CUCUCUCUCUCUGUCCCCCCCCUCUCUCUCUCUCUGCUCUCUGUGUGCCUGGUUUAUUCCCAAUCCACCCACGGAUUAACCUCGAUCUGCCCGGAAUUUCUCACAAGAACCUGCUGCAAAGAUCCUAACGAAAUACGGAUUGAAACAACCCCCCCACCGCGUUUCCCUGAAGGGGUGGGGGAGAAGAGAGAGACCCAAAUCGCCUCGGAACUGGCGUGUGGGAAGGCAGAGAGGCGAGGAUGAGCUCCUCGGAUGGGCGCUGUGGGUGUGACAGGCUGGGGAGGUCUGCGGUGUGUUUGCUGGGGGUUUUGCUGGGGGUCGGGAGCCUGGCUCUCGCCUGUCCUUCUUCCUGCAAAUGCAUCAGCGGAAAAAUCACCUGCACAGAGCCCGGCAUCGUGGCUUUCCCUGUCCUCUCCUCUGCAGCCGAGAUGGAGAACAUCACUGAAAUCUACAUUGCAAACCAGCCCAACCUGUCAGGUAUCAAUGAGCGUGACAUGGAACCUUACACUGGACUGAGGAAUCUCACUUUGGUUAAUUGUGGACUCACGUUUAUUUCACGGCAAGGAUUCCUGUAUAACCCUCGGCUUCAGUACAUCAACCUCUCCAAUAAUCGCUUUUCAAGCUUGUCUUGGAAACCUUUCCGUCAUUUGGAGCUGACACACCUCAUCUUAACAAAGAACCCGCUCCUGUGCUCCUGUGACAUUGUGUGGAUCCAGUUAAUGCAGGAGAAAAACCUGGCAACCCUGGAGUCUCAAAACCUGACGUGCCGAGGGGAGAAUGACUGGAAGAUGUUACUGUCACACAUGAGGAUUCCGGACUGUGAGUUGCCUAAAGCUGCUGUGAACGCUUCCAACAUCACUUUGAAUGAAGGUGGGGAACUUGUGGUGGGGUGUACCAGCAACGGAUUACCAGCUCCAACCAUCUUCUGGAAAGAACACAACCUCAUGUCCGCCUACCAGACAACAGAACCUUCGAAACCACCAGUUAUAUUGAAACUCACCCAAGUGUCUGGAGAGGAUAAUGCCCAGCAGCUCAUCUGUAUUGCAGAGAACAUAGUGGGGGAAUCAAAGGCCUUUGUAAACCUAACUGUGCUCUUUCCUCCGAGGAUAACACUUUUAGGUCAGGCCAUCUCAGACCACCACUGGUGCAUUCCAUUCAGUGUGAUGGGAAAUCCUCCACCCACCAUUCAAUGGUACCACAACAAUCAUCUCCUGAACGAGACGGAUUUCAUACUGACACAGAUUCACGAAGAGAACUUCAGUGAGCUACACGGUUGCCUGCAGUUGGACAAUCCAACCCAUCUGAACAAUGGGAACUACACUCUGUACAUAAACAAUGACCUUGGACAGGAUGAGCGUACAAUAUCAGCUCACUUUAUGCUCCAUCCUCUAGGCAAUGAACCAGUGGACCCUGACUUUUAUGUAGAUUAUUACAGUGCUGAACCGUCUUCAGGUACUAGCGAAAUGCCUUCAGACAAUCCACCCGUCACUGAAAAAAAGGAAGAUAGCAUUGCUGUGUAUGUUGUCGUUGGGACCACAGCAUUGGUAUUCACUGGGUUGAUACUGGUACUAAUAAUCUUCAAGUUUGGAAAGCAUGCAAAGUUUGGAAUGAAAGGACCUUCCUCAGUUAUCAGCACUGAUGAUGACUCCGCCAGUCCUUUGCAUCACGUAACUAACGGCAGCAACACCCCGUCCUCGUCAGAAGGUGGUCCAGAUGCUGUUAUCAUCGGAAUGACCAAGAUUCCUGUCAUCGAGAACCCACAGUACUUCAGGAAUUCGAUCACCAUGCUCAAAUCUGACACUUUUGUCCAGCACAUUAAGCGGCACAACAUUGUACUCAAGAGGGAGCUGGGUGAAGGUGCCUUUGGUAAAGUGUUUUUGGCCGAAUGUUCCAACCUCAGCCCAGAAGAAGACAAGUCGUUGGUGGCAGUCAAGACUUUGAAAGAAGCCAGUGAGAAUGCACGCAAGGAUUUCCACCGUGAGGCAGAGCUGUUGACCAACCUGCAACAUGAGCACAUUGUGACCUUCUACGGUGUGUGCGUGGAAGGCGACCCUCUCAUUAUGGUGUUUGAGUACAUGAAGCACGGAGACCUCAACAAAUUUCUCAGGUCCCAUGGGCCUGACGCUGUGUUCCUCGGUGACAACCUUUGCAACAAAAUGGCAGAGCUGACUCAGUCUCAGAUGCUGCAUAUUGCCAUGCAGAUAGCAUCGGGCAUGGUGUAUCUGGCAUCUCAGCACUUUGUCCACCGUGACCUGGCUACUCGGAACUGCCUGGUGGGUGAAAACUUGCUGGUGAAGAUUGGAGACUUUGGCAUGUCCAGGGAUGUGUACAGCACUGAUUACUACAGGGUUGGUGGUCAUACAAUGCUUCCUAUUCGCUGGAUGCCCCCCGAGAGCAUUAUGUACAGGAGGUUCACUACAGAGAGUGAUGUCUGGAGUCUGGGCGUUGUGAUGUGGGAAAUCUUUACUUAUGGAAAGCAACCCUGGUAUCAGCUGUCUAAUAAUGAGGUUAUCGAGUGCAUCACUCAAGGUCGCGUUCUGCAACGGCCAAGGACCGGCCCAAAAGAGGUGUACGACCUGAUGAUCGGAUGCUGGCAGCGGGAACCCCACAUGAGGCUCAACAUUAAGGAAAUUCACAACCUGCUCCAGACACUGGCAAAGGCCUCUCCAGUCUAUCUCGAUAUCCUGGGUUAAGCCCUGGCCGACCUGGACAAUUCUAGGCCUGCGUCUGUGUGCGCGAGACUGUUGCUGCAUUUCUAAGAAGCUUGCUCUGAUCUCUUGACAGUAUUAACAGCGGUGAGAAGGAGAAGCUUUAAAGGGCAAACAACAUAAACUUCUCCAUCUGUAGACACAUUAUUGACUUUGAGUUCUAUCAUUCUCUCUCAAAUUGAUCUGGCUUCUGCUGAAUUGUAAGUCUGCCUAGACCAAGGUCUUAAUCUAACUGAUUGUUCCGUUGAAGACCUUCAAGGUUUCUCACUGCAUUUAGCCACAACUUCUAGUGAUUUGAUUUGGAUGAAAAUAAAGGGAAGAAAAGAUGAUCGAAUCAUACACAAUCAGCUGCAGCAGAAAGGAAAAGAAAACCGAUUGCUUCAACUAUACAUCUGCUACAGGCCAAGAAUGAAUAUUAACUGAAACUGGGAAAGGGGGUGGGGGGGGAGAAAUUAUAUAUAUGAAUU
This is a messenger RNA of Callorhinchus milii (elephant shark), 3175 nucleotides long. RefSeq names its product neurotrophic tyrosine kinase, receptor, type 2a (gene ntrk2a). Gene Ontology annotation, biological process: regulation of phosphatidylinositol 3-kinase/protein kinase B signal transduction; protein phosphorylation; cell surface receptor protein tyrosine kinase signaling pathway. The coding region runs from base 240 to 2693 and encodes 817 amino acids. The record is from RefSeq and is a predicted model, not a curated record. Gene Ontology annotation, cellular component: plasma membrane; signaling receptor complex; axon. Lineage: Eukaryota; Metazoa; Chordata; Chondrichthyes; Chimaeriformes; Callorhinchidae. Gene Ontology annotation, molecular function: ATP binding; brain-derived neurotrophic factor binding; brain-derived neurotrophic factor receptor activity. The transcript is spliced from 17 exons.